AUGGCUCCAAAUCAAUCUCCAAAGAAACGCGGCGGCAGACCAAGAAAGCACAUUACUAAAGAAGCUGCCAUAGAGGCUGCGAGAGAGAACAUCCCCGAAGAAACUCCUCUCGAAACCGGUCUCCGUACGAGCCACGAUGUUCAAAUUCCCCUCGAUCCCAAUGCGCGACCGAACCCCCGGCAGUCUGCAGAACUGCCUACGGAGGAAGACAUGAAAAUCAAUAAGGAGAUCAGGGAUAUACGGAUGAAAGAACAAGAAGCCAAUGCGGAACUAGGGGAGCGAGAGGCAGAAAUGGCAGAGAUUUUGCUAGCGAUGCGGGCCGCCAACAUACAAGCAGAGCAUAAUAGGGGAAUGGCACAUACAUAAGACGUUUCCGGCUUGCAGACGACUGCGGGGGCUGAGGGAGACGGAAUAAGUGAGGGUGAUUUACAGCGUUCCUGCAUUUUGCAAUUUGACGAUAUAGAUGAGCCGAUAGCACGGGAUGAGAAUAGCAUUGCUAGUUCGUAUGCUUUUAAUGCAUCAGCCAAUAUCCAAAGAUUAAGAGAGAGUACAACCCUGC
Hyaloscypha bicolor E is the source of this 559-nucleotide messenger RNA. RefSeq lists its product as uncharacterized. The record is from RefSeq and is a predicted model, not a curated record. The transcript has 2 exons. The coding region runs from base 1 to 366 and encodes 121 amino acids. Lineage: Eukaryota; Fungi; Ascomycota; Leotiomycetes; Helotiales; Hyaloscyphaceae.